AUUGGCUGGCUGUCAGGGGGCGUGGUGUUGGUGCGGCGGCAGCAGCAGCAGUGUGUCUCCCGGUAACAGCUCCGCUCCCGGCGUCUCCCGUCAUGCUGUGCGGGUUCUCCGGGGCCGUGAAGGCCGCAGCUGUCAUCGCCGUGGCCGCCGUGCUGGUGCAGGGGAUCCAGUCCUGGCUCAGCUCCAAGUCCUACGUCUUCAGCCGGGAGGAGAUCGCCGGCCUGGCCAAGGGCCACUCCGGUCUAGAUUAUGAGGUCGCCUUCACCAAAAUAAUCCUGGAGCUCCGGAAGAAGCACCCAGGACACAUCUUGCCGGAUGAGGACCUGCAGUGGGUGUUUAUUAAUGCCGGGGGCUGGAUGGGGUCCAUAUGUGUCUUGCAUGCCUCCGUCACCGAGUACCUGAUCUUUUUUGGGACAGCGGUGGACACCAGCGGACAUUCAGGUCGUUACUGGGCGGAAAUCUCCGACACGUUACUUUCAGGAACUUUCCGACGGUGGAAAGAAGGGACGACUAAGAGUGAGAUCUUCUAUCCCGGAGAUACGGUCGUGCAUGAAGCGGGGGAGGCCACGGCCGUGCAGUGGAGUGCCGGGACGUGGAUGGUGGAAUAUGGUCGCGGCUUCAUCCCCUCCGCCUUGGGCUUCGCUCUGGCUGACACGAUCUUCAGCACGCAAGACUUUGUCACCUUCUUCUACACGCUGAAAGUGUACACCAAGGGACUGCUUCUGGAGACCAGCACCUACCUGUCCGAGCUGGGGGUCUUCUAACCGCACCCAGCCCACCUGUUCUCCAGUUGGGGUGUUACCGGCUCACUGCCAGUUUCGGCAGUGAGCCGGUAACACGCCAGUGUUCUGUCAUCAUGUUGCCAAAUCUGUUUUAUGGGAAGAAAUUGUUCUGUGCCCCAAUAUCUCACAUGUUCCCAUCCGGCUGCACCCCUCCCAGUACAGCGUCUCUUCAUACAGGUGCCGAUCCGCGCACAGCGAACAAUGAAUGUUGUGACCCUCUCACAUGUGUGUCCUGUCCUGAAUAGCGCGGGGUCCCGGAGAUAUUUUAGCCUUGUUAUGAGACAGGAACUUUUCGGGGUCACUCCUGGCUCUUCGGAAGUCCGCUCCCGUUAUUUGUGUCUGGUAAUAACGAAACCGGAAAUCCUUAUUUUAUCAUUAAUAUCCUUUAAAUAUUUCUAAUGAAACGCUUAAAGUGCACAGGGCUUCUACAGCAAAGAGCGUGUCCCGCUUCCUGUGUGUAACAGCGGUGUGUAAUAUAAUGUACACACAUACAUAUAUUUAUUAUAUAUAAUCUGCAUCGCCUCAUUGUACACGUCAGUAGCCGCAGACACGCCCCAUACGCCUGUUCUCUGCUCAGUAACGUAUCUUUAUGUCUCCGCUUUGCAUGUAACUGUCUGGGAUACAGAUAUAGAUACGUUUUAAAUACAACAAAUCCAAGUACUGUGAACAAGCAACACCAUAGAUUGUCACAGAAUGGGGGUAUGGGGCGUGUCGGUCUCUGGGCAGUACAAUAGACGGCCGGUGCACCGUGCACCAUCCCUGGCGUUGCAGCAGUGUUUCCCCCGUCCUGAUGAUUCCGGGAUUGAUGGUAUGGCGUGACGCUGCUCCACCUGCUGUAGAAGGCGCUGAACUCGCCGCUGAUCCAGCAGCAGAACGCCUCCUCUAGCGAGUUUACCGCGCCGUUAAUCAGUGACUUCCCAGUGGAAUUGGGAAAUGCAGACAUUAUCCAGGCCUGUCUGUCUGGGUGCAGCCUGAUCUUAACAUAGUCCUGUCUGUGGUGAAUGUUCUGUGUGCCGCCCUAUAUUAUCUGUACCUUAGGUUCGUCUGUCUUCUCAUGAGGCUGUCCGCGGGGAUUGUCUCAUCCAUACUGUGUCGGCUGCCUAUAUGGUAGCCACGCUGAACUAUGCAAUAAUGCUGGUGUGACCUCAUAGCGCUCAGUUACUGUGUCAGAGGACGAGAUCUGUCCGGACUAGUGGCUGUGUGUGAUGCUUAAUGUUGUCAUUCAUUUGUUGCUGUAUUUGGGCAGCCUCUGGCUUUCCAUCGCGUGUGGAACUACAAGCUCCAGCAUGCCAUCCAUUUCUGCAGCUGCGGAUGGCAGUGCAACUGCUGGAGAGUCAGAGGUCUCCCCGAGCGGUUCUGGUUAUGCUGCUUGUACGGUGCACGUGGAGGCAUUUACUGACCCUGCGCUGCACCUAAACCGCCGUUUCAUUGGUUCAAGUGAUAAUGUUCUUCUGCUGGUCUCCAAUGAGCGACAGCCGGCGUGCGCGGAGAGAGACGACGUGUGCGGAGAGACUCUGCUGCUGGUUAUUAUAAACCUGCCGUGGUUUUGUUUUCAUGCUUUUACUGUGUGCUCUGAUUACACGUGUGCUCCAGUCUAGUGUCACUCUAAUUACAUGCGUGUCCUGUACACGUGCGUCUAAUCCAGUGUUACUGGGCCAUAAUCCUGUGCGAUAAACCACUAGGUGGCUUGGUAUCUGCAGCCUGAAGGUUAGGCUCUGACUGAGAAAUACCACACAACGUCUAUGCAGCUGAGGUAUAUGUCCCAAUCUCCGACAGAUGAAUCCCAAUCCCGCACAGCACGCCAUAAGCUCAUUCAGGUUGAUGAAACGUGGACAGUAGAUUUGGACUGUAAUGGGCCCUACACACUGGCCGACAUCACUGCACGAUGUGAACGAUCUCGUUCAUUAAUGAACGAGAUAACGUUCAUAUCGUGCAGUGUGGAGUCACCAGCGAUGAACGAUGCGCGGCCCUGCGCUCGUUCAUCGCUGGUGACAUGUCGGCUGUGCAUGCAGGCCAAUAUGGACUGCACAUUUACGGAGCCGGGUGACGGGGGGAGUGAAGAAACUUCACUCCCCCCGUCACUGCCCCCCCGCCGCCGGGUCGCCCAUUGGCCGUAUCGGCCGUCGGGCACUUCGGCGGCACAUCGCCUAAUGUGUAGGGCCUAUUAGAUGUAUAAAAAGAGAUUGAGCUGCUGGUUGUACAGCGACACCUGCUGGCAGAAAACAGGCACUGCACUACAUUAAAUUGGAGUUAGUAAGUAGAACGCAUACAGUAUCAUUGCACAUCUCUUAAAACAAAAAUUGCAGUUAAAUUAUCUUUAGUUUUAUAACAUAAAAUCAUUUUUAAAAAAACAAACAAAACCCCUCUUUAUGCCACAUAAAAACAUCGGUCAUGAAAGAAACAGAAAACAAUCGGCACUUGUGUGCACAGAUGGACUUCAUCAUUUAGAGCAGGUGUUGCUGAUUAGUCAUGUUUCCUGUGGUUGGAGGGGGGCGGGGGGCUGCCCCACGUCCGGUAACUGCAGGGCGGAGAAGCAGAUAGGUGAUUCUGUUUGGUCUUUUACUUGGUAUAAUUGUGUCGCUGUAUACUCUGCAGAGGAAGAAGGGGCUGUGCUUCUGUGACCCCAGGAAGGCCUCCACCCCAACACACACGUUGUAUUGGCUGUACUAGAAGAUACAGAAGACCCCCGUGUAAGCCAGUGUGUGCUGCUGCUCAGUACUAGGUCAGGGGGGAUUUCCACUACAAUUUAAAAAAAAUUCGCUUCCCAUGAAAUUGGGUAAGUGCCCCCAUAAAAGGUAAAAUAAAGGAUUAUGGUGGUACAGUGCCGUGUGAUCACGUUCUUGGCGUAUGUUAUACCAUCCAUCUAGGAGUGGGGUGUAGGGUUAUAACUGUCCUAUACCAUCGACCUUUCCAACAUAAUGGGUCUCCCCAGGACCCCCGAAGGUUGACGGCUUAGCAGAUCCCAGUGGUGGAGGUCCGUCUGGUCCUCCUCUGUAGAGAGUAUUGGGGGGGGUCUGGUAAUGGUGGUUCCCUCCUGUUUCCCACACAGGGAGGGGUUAGGCCAUAUAGAAGGGAACAAGCCUCAGAGUAAAUGGAAUCAUCACCGAUUGCAGAUGACGGUCUCCGCUCACCCGCCGGCCCUGUCGCCGACGUGUCUCCUUCUCUGUUCUUCCUGGUAUUUCUGUGUUUUACAUUUUCUAAUUAAAUAAUUCAUGUGUGUUUUACCACUAAUUAUAUUUUUAAAGAACCAGAAUAAAAUGAUUAUGAGAGAGUG
This is a messenger RNA of Pseudophryne corroboree (corroboree frog), 4056 nucleotides long. RefSeq names its product sigma non-opioid intracellular receptor 1 (gene SIGMAR1). Bases 93 to 764 code for a protein of 223 amino acids. Gene Ontology annotation, cellular component: endoplasmic reticulum. The transcript is spliced from 4 exons. Lineage: Eukaryota; Metazoa; Chordata; Amphibia; Anura; Myobatrachidae. The record is from RefSeq and is a predicted model, not a curated record.